[Torrubiella] hemipterigena is the source of this 2599-nucleotide messenger RNA. Lineage: Eukaryota; Fungi; Ascomycota; Sordariomycetes; Hypocreales; Clavicipitaceae. The record is from the annotation of a GenBank genome assembly.
UGCGCAACCUCCACUGAUGCCAGCGAGCUACUGCAGAGAAUCGUCGAGCCUCCUUCUACGCACCCAUCUAGCUGCCCUCGAUAUUACGGUGAACUCUUUCUACAGUAUUUGAGCAGAUCAGCACUCCUAUUAGCAGCACGCCUGAUCGUCAACAUCGCCAUGUCCCUCGACCCUCUCUCACAACCGUACAACACCACGGAUCCGACGGCAAGCUUCCUGAGCUCCUCGUGUUUAGACUUUCUCCUUAUCGAACUUGUUCCCCUUGCCUACCGUGUUACACACGAUCUAGAUGGCGUAACAGCGAAAACAGACGCAGCCUCUGGUAAUGCGUUAGCAGCUACUCCCAAUGACGCCUCUGCGAGUGAUCGGCCUGUUAGUUCCGGCGCCGUAGCGCCAACGACGAGCGACCAGAAGGAAAUUGAUGACGAAGAAGAGCUCGAUGCUGUACAUCACCGGCUUGAAACAUUAGGAUAUCGCGUUGGACAGGGCCUUGUCGAAAGGUUCUCCCGCGACCGACCACGAUUAAAUGACACAUUAGAUGUUAUUAAGUUUUUAUGCAAAGACCUUUGGUCAUUGGCAUUCGGCAAAAAUAUUGAUAAUUUAAAAACGAACCACAGGGGUGUAUACGUAUUGACAGAUAAUGUGUUUCGUCCGUUUUCAAGAAUGAGUACAAUAGCAGGCGGACAAGCUGUUAUUCGUGCCCAGCCGUUUCUCUGGUUCCCUUGUGGAAUUGUUAGAGGAGCUUUAGCGGCGCUUGGAAUCAACGCCACAGUUCAAGCGGAGAUCAAUGAGCUCCCGGGGGCAGUGUUUCAAAUAAAAACUCUGCCGAUGAAGACAUAAAGCUGCUUUAUAGAAGAGACAGUGUAGCGGCGUUUACAAGUCUAUUUUCGCUAUCUAUAUGGGUCAUAAACUGCAGCCACAAAGAGUACUGGGGGCAUAAUUGGAGCCUGGCGUUUCUUUCCCCUUAGCGGCUCCUUCUAAUUGGCCAAUUUUUGAUGGAUAGUAUUCCGUAUCCAAUGACAUCGAUCAACCACCAGCAACAACGGCCCAGCCUCAAAUCUCUCCGUUCUCUGCCUUAACAGCAUCCUGCCUUAUCUUGGAGCAGUUGCCUCACAGCCUGUUGGAAAAAAAGCAGAUCAGUAACUAGUCAAAACAAUGAUUUACUACGGCUAGGCUUCUAGCUAUGCUGUUGCAAUGGGCCAUUGUUACGCGAUCGGCACCUUACUCAAAAUAAAGGGACACGAAGGGGGAGGGGUUAUUCACUUUUGGGGAGGGUUGUGCGCAAAGGCGACGCCCUUGGCGAUGUUUCCCUUGAGGCCUUCGACAGCCUUCUCCAGGAGACCCUUCUCCUUCUCGGUGAUGCCCUCGAGAGGGUUAAUGGCCUUCUCGGCACCGUUAGGCUAUUAUCCUUAUUAGUAUAUGGCGACAUAAUAGACAAUUAUUUAAACUGUAGUUCAAGAAUCAACAUACUCCGAGUUGGAUAGGAACAGAGAAGAAAUCGCAGCCAGUCUGCUUGGCGAUAGCCUCGCCUCCGGGAACACCGGGGAGGUAGACAUAGCUGGGCUCGACAAGGCCAGUCUCGCCCUUGACGGCGCGGAGAACCUUCUCAGCGAAUCUUAAAAGAAAAGGAUAAUUCAGCCAAUAAUUCCAUUCUUAGGGUGCGGGAACAACAUACCGGAAGCCAGCGUAAGCCAUGGAGAGGGUGGCGGAUCCAGCACCAUCCUUGGCCUUGACAACCUCAUCACCACCAAACUGGAUACGGUUGACAAGAGCGUCAUAUUUGUCAUCGGGGAUAGAAACAGCAGGGUUGGCCUUGCUGAUCAAGGGGACAAUGGUCUCGCCCGAGUGGCCGCCAAUGACGGGGAUAGUGAGCGUCUGAGGCUGCUUCUGGCCGAUAAUCUCAGCGACGAAGGUCUCGGCGCGGACAAUGUCCAAUGUGGUAACGCCAAAGAGGCGCUGGGGGUUGAAGACGUUUUUGGACUUCAAAACCUCGGCGGAGAUGGGUACUGUAGAGUUAACAGGGUUGGAAAUGACGAGGAUGAAAGCCUUGGGGGCGACCUCGGCGGCGACCUCGAUAAGACCCUUGACAAUGCCGGCGUUGAUGUUGAAAAGGUCGUCACGGGUCAUACCAGGUUUGCCUAUGGAAACGGCGUGUUAAACAGGGUUUUGUAGCGCGCCGCUAUGACAAGCAGGGCAAAAAGUAGCAUAGCACGGGUAAUACGUACGAGGAAUACCGGCGGGGAUGACAAUAAUGUCGGCAUCUUUGAAGGCAGCCUUGGCGCCGUCGUUGGCGGGCAAGUAGCCUGUGAUUUUCUGUUGCAUCAUCGUCAGCCCAUCGUGAACCUGCAUGUGACAGCUCAGGGCGGGGGCGACGAGCCGAUCGUAGUCAAGCUUACCGCAGUGGAGGAAAUGUGAGAAAGGUCGGCGGCAACACCGGGAGUGUUAACAACAUCGUAGAGAGCAAGCUCGUCAACGUGAGGGCUGGUCUUGAGGAGCAGCGAGAGGGGCUGAACCGGACGAAUGGAUUAGCAAACAUAAGCGCGCAAAGUUUGGCGCAUUGGAAGCUUACCUGGCCAAUGCCACCAGAGGCGCCGGCAAC